AUGUCUUUCUUCAAGAAGCUUACCAAGGAGCUCGAGAACUUCGGAAUCGGUGAUAAGGACAAGGACGAGAAGAAGGACGAAUCUCAGUACUACGCUGCUCCUCCCCAGCCUCAGUACCAGCCUCCUUCCGACAAGCCUCCUCUGCCUGAGGGCUGGACUGCCCAGUUCGACCAGCAGCACCAGCGCUGGUACUAUGUCGAGGUAGCUACCGGUCGCACUCAGUGGGAGGCUCCCGGCCAGCACGCCCCUCCUCCCGCCAUGGUGGUGGUUACGGAGGUGCUCCUGGCUAUGGCGGCGCUCCUGGCUAUGGGCGGUUACGGAUCGCCCUCUCCUGGCUACGGUGGCUAUGGAUCACCUCCUCCCCCUGCCGGUUAUGGCUCUCCCCCUCCUCCCGGCGGCUACGGAGGUGCCCCCGGAUACGGCUCUCCCUCUCCUUACGGCGCCCCAGGCUACGGUGCUCCCGGCGGCGGCUAUCCUCACCAGGAUGGCGGCCACAACCCUUACGGAAACGAAGGCGAGCGCGGCGGCGAGAAGAAGAAGAGCGGCAGCUCCGGCAUGCUCCUCGGUGCCGCCGGUGGUCUUGCUGUCGGUGCUGUAGGCGGUGCCCUCAUUGCUAAUGCCCUUGACGACAGCGACAGCGAGCAUGAACAUGCCGCUCCCGCUCCGGCCCCUGUCACACACACCGAAUACAAUGAGUACAACCAGUACCGUGAGGCGCCUCCCGCCGACUACAACGACCCCUACGCCCAGGAUGGACCCCCUGCUGUCCUUCCCCCCACUGACGCCGAUGGUGACUCUGUCUCAUCGAGCGAUCGCGAGGAUGUUCAGGAAGCUCGUGAGGAGUAUGAGGAGGCUCUUGCAGACGCUGCCGACUCGGACGCCAGCAGUAGCGACCAAGAGGCCCUCGAGGAGGCUCGUGAGGAGUACGAGGAGGCGUACGAGGAGGUGUAUGAGGACUAA
This is a messenger RNA of Fusarium vanettenii 77-13-4, 960 nucleotides long. RefSeq lists its product as uncharacterized. Lineage: Eukaryota; Fungi; Ascomycota; Sordariomycetes; Hypocreales; Nectriaceae. Gene Ontology annotation, molecular function: protein binding. The coding region runs from base 1 to 960 and encodes 319 amino acids. The record is from RefSeq and is a predicted model, not a curated record. The transcript is spliced from 5 exons.